Molecule: messenger RNA, 6372 nt
Organism: Parus major (Great Tit)
Lineage: Eukaryota; Metazoa; Chordata; Aves; Passeriformes; Paridae
Gene: DYSF
Product: dysferlin
Exons: 56
Coding region: 58-6285 (2075 amino acids)
Biological process (GO): monocyte activation involved in immune response; T-tubule organization; macrophage activation involved in immune response
Cellular component (GO): T-tubule; membrane; cytoplasmic vesicle
Molecular function (GO): calcium ion binding; calcium-dependent phospholipid binding
Source: RefSeq, a predicted model, not a curated record
CUUAUCCCGGCUUUCCCGAUCCCGGCUUUCCCGAUCCCGGCUUUCCCGAUCCCGGCCAUGCUCCGCUGCCUCCUCCAAAGGGCUUCCCAACUUCCCAACCUGGAAAAGCGGGAUAAACAAAGCGAUCCCGUGGCCAGCCUGACAUUCCGAGGUGUCAAGAAGAGGACAAAGGUCAUCAAGAACAACGUCAAUCCUGUCUGGAAUGAGGGAUUCGAGUGGGAUCUGAAGGGAAUCCCGCUGGAUCCCGAUGCCGAGCUCACCGUGGUGGUCAAGGACCAUGAAACCGUGGGAAGAAACAGGUUUUUGGGAGAAUCCCGGGUGCCGCUCCGGGAUGUUCUGGGCACUCCCAGCCUGGCGGCCUCGUUCAGCCUCCCCCUGCUGGACUCGCGCAAGGAGAGCACCGGGGCUUCCCUGUUCCUGCAGGUGUCCUACAUCCCCCCUCCGGGCGCUAUCCCACUUUUCCCGCCUCCCGCCCCUCCGGAGCCGGCCCCGGCUGCUGCCGAGCUGGACACGGUCACCGAGACGGCCGGAGAGGAGGACACGGAAGAUCCGGAGGCCACGGGGGACACGGAGCCCUCGGCAUCCUCGGGAGCACCGGGCUCGGAGGCGCCCUCAUUCCCAAAGAAACCGCCUGGGAAUCACAUCCAGGGGGUGAAGAGGAGGAGGAGGAGCUCUCCCAAAAAACCGUUAUCCAACAAACCGCAGGACUUCCAGAUCCGGGUGAGGGUCAUUGAGGCCCGGCAGCUUCCUGGGAUCCAGAUCCGGCCGGUGGUGAAGGUGACGGUGGCCGGACAAACGCGGAGAACGCGGAUCCGGAAAGGGAACAGCCCCUUCUUCGAUGAGACUUUUUUCUUCAAUGUUUUCGACUCCCCGUCGGAGCUGUUUGAUGCUCCCAUUUUCCUCACAGUUGUGGAUUCUCGAUCGUUCCGCACGGAUUCAGUGAUUGGGGAAUUCCGGAUGGAUGUGGAGACCGUUUACUCCGAGCCAAAACAUGCUUUCCGCAGGAAGUGGCUGCUCCUCUCAGAUCCGGAGGAUUUUUCCUCGGGAGCCAAGGGCUACCUGAAGGUUAGCGCCUGCGUGCUGGGGCCUGGAGACGAAGCUCCCCUGGAGAAGAAGGAGGCGGCGGAGGACAAGGAGGACAUCGAGGCCAAUCUGCUGCGCCCCACCGGGGUCACCCUCAGGGGGGCCCAGUUCUGCCUCAAGAUCUUCAAAGCCGAGGAUUUGCCCCAGAUGGAUGACGCUGUCAUGGACAACGUCCGGCAGAUCUUCGGCUUCGAGAGCAACAAGAAGAACCUGGUGGAUCCCUUUGUGGAAGUCAGCUUUGCCGGGAAAACGCUGUACUCCCGGAUCCUGGAGAAAAACGCCAACCCCCAGUGGAACCAGUGCCUGACGCUGCCGGCCAUGUUCCCUUCCAUGUGCGAGCGGAUGAGGAUCCGUGUGACCGACUGGGACCGUCUGACGCACAAUGACGUCAUCGGCACCGCUUUCCUCGGAAUGUCCAAGAUUUCGGCCCCCGGCGGGGAGCUGGAGGAUGAGUUUCCUGCUCCUGUGAAGCCUCUGAAACCCUCGGACCUGGAUGAUGGGCUGGGAUUCCUGCCGACCUUCGGGCCCUGCUACAUCAACCUGUACGGCAGCCCCCGGGAAUUCACCGGAUUUCCCGAUCCCUACGAGACGCUCAAUUUGGGAAAGGGCGAGGGGGUCGCCUAUCGGGGCCGGAUCCUGGUGGAGCUGGAGACCAAACUGGUGGAGCACAUGGAGCAGAAGGUGGAGGAGAUUCCUGCCGAUGACAUCCUGAGGGUGGAGGUAUUGGAAUUUCUGGAAAAUCUCUGGAAUUGGCACGUGGGAUGCUAUGGAGGGGAUGUCAGCCAUGGGUGGGGGUUUUCCCAUGGGGUCCAGGGGAAGCCAGAGGUUGUGUCCAGGGGUGGAUCCCGUUAUCCCGAGGUGACACCGUGCUGUCCCCCAGGUUGUCACUACUAUUACCUGCCCUGGGGGAAUGUGAAGCCGGUGGUGGUGCUCUCCUCCUACUGGGAGGACAUCAGCCACCGGAUGGACGCCCAGAACCUCCUGCUCCACGGAGCCGAGCGGCUGGAAGCCAACCUGGAGAAGGUCCUGGUGGCCCUGAAAUCCAACCGCUCUCCAACAGAGCUGGAAGCCCUGGGAUCCCAACUGCUCGAUGAUGUCAUCGCUGACUGCAGCCUGAAGCUUCCGGAUGUCCUGGGGAAGGCAUCUAGCACCCACCUGGAUCAGAACCUUUUCCGCUUCCGGAGCACCCACCUGGAGCAGAUCCUGAAGGUGGCCCUGAGGCUCAAGCACGAGAAUUCCAGCCUUUCCCAAAUCCUGGAUCAGGCUGAGGAUUGGCUCUGCCGGCUCCGGGCCAUGGCGGAGGAGCCCCAAAACAGCCUCCCAGACAUCGUCAUCUGGAUGCUCCAGGGGGACAAACGCGUGGCCUUCGCCCGCAUCCCGGCCCACCAGGUCCUGUAUUCCCGGAACAUCUCCAACUGCUGCGGCCGGAACUGCGGGAAGCUCCAGACCAUCUUCCUCAAGUACCCGCAGGAGGAGGCGAUGGGGCCACGGAUCCCGGCGCAGAUCCGGGUGCGGCUCUGGUUUGGAUUGGCCGUGGAUGAGAAGGAAUUCAACCAAUUCGCCGAGGGAAAACUCUCAGUCUUCGCUGAAACUUACGAGAACCAGACCAAGCUGGCGCUGGUGGGGAACUGGGGCACCACUGGCCUCACUUAUCCCAAAUAUUCCGACGUCACCGGCCGGAUCAAGCUUCCCAAGGACAGCUUCCGGCCUUCCGUGGGAUGGACCUGGGCUGGGGAUUGGUUCGUCUGCCCGGAAAAGACGCUGUUGCACGACGUGGACGCCGGACACCUGAGCUUUGUGGAGGAGGUGUUUGAGAACCAGGUCCGGCUUCCCGGAGGGCAGUGGAUCCACAUGACCGAUUCCUACACGGAUGUGAAUGGGGAGAAGGUCCUGCCCAAGGAUGAGAUCGAGUGUCCUCCAGGCUGGAAGUGGGAAGACGUGGAAUGGGAUACAGAUCUCAACAGGGCUGUGGAUGAGAAAGGCUGGGAAUACGGGAUCACGAUCCCGCCGGAGCGCAAGCCCAAGGCCUGGGUGCCAGCGGAGAAGAUGUUCCACACCAACCGGCGCCGGCGCUGGGUGCGGCUCCGCCGGCGCGACCUGGAGCACAUGGAAGCCAUGAGAAAGCACAAGCAGGAGGAGCUGGAUGGGGACGGUUGGGAAUACGCUUCCCUCUUUGGCUGGCGCUUCCACCUCCAGCAGCGCCGCUCCGACGCCUUCCGCCGGCGCCGCUGGAGACGCCGGAUGGAGCCUUUGGAACGCACCGGCCCUGCUGCCGUCUUCGCCUUGGAAGGGGCUCUGGGAGGAGUGACGGACGACAGGAGCGACGAUGGAAAAUCCGACGGAAAAUCCGACGGAAAAUCCGCGUCCACCCUGAGCUUUGGAGUCAACAGACCCACGAUCUCCUGCAUUUUUGACUCCGGGAACAGAUUCCACCUGCGCUGUUACCUGUACCAGGCGCGGGAUCUCAUAGCCAUGGACAAGGACAGCUUCUCCGAUCCCUACGCCAUCGUCUCCUUCCUGCACCAGAGCCAGAAGACGGUGGUGGAGAAGAACACCCUGAAUCCCACCUGGGAUCAGACCCUGAUCUUCUACGAGAUCGAGAUUUUCGGGAAUUCUCGGGAUGUGGCCGAGUCCCCUCCCAACAUCCUGGUGGAAAUCUACGACCACGACACCUACGGUGCGGAUGAAUUCAUGGGACGCUGCAUCUGCCGGCCCAGCUUGGAGCGCUCGCCUCGGCUUUCCUGGUAUCCCGUCCUCAAAUCCGGCCGGAAUGUCGGUGAGCUCCUGGCUGCCUUCGAGCUGAUCCAGAGGGAAAAGCCGGCUGUUCAUCACAUCCCUGGAUUUGAGAGCGAGCUCUCCUCCAGCCUGGACGAGCUCUGCAUCCCUGCCUUGUUCUCGGAGGGGCUCCUCCAAUGGUCCGCGGAUUCCGACCUUCCGUAUCCGCCGCCGCAGCGGGAGCCCAACGUUUACGUGGUCCCGCAGGGAAUCAAACCCGUCCUGCAGCGCACGGCCAUCGAGAUCCUGGCCUGGGGCCUGAGGAACCUGAAGAGCUUCCAGCUGGCCAGCGUGACCUCGCCCAGCCUGCUGGUGGAGUGCGGGGGACAGCGCGUCCAGUCCAGCGUCAUCAAGAACGUCAAGAAGAACCCCAACUUCGACGUCUGCGUGCUCUUCAUGGAAGUGCGCCUGCCCAAGGAGAGCCUCUACAGCCCACCCAUCAUCCUGAAGAUCAUCGACAACCGCCCCUUCGGCCGGAGACCCGUGGUGGGACAGUGCACCAUCCGCUCCCUCCAGGAAUUCUACUGGGAUCCCUUCCAGCAGGACACGGGAACGUCCCCGGAGCAGCCGGAUGAUGUCAGCCUCACGCCCAGGGACGACGUCCUCAUCGACAUCGAUGACAAAGAGCCCCUGAUCCCCAUCCAGCUUUCCGAGGGUUUGACGAGCUCUGCGCUAAUUAACAUCCCGGAUUCCCGGGCCCUGCCUCAUGAGGAGGAAUUCAUUGACUGGUGGAGCAAAUUUUACGCUUCCACGGGAGAGAGGGAAAAAUGCGGAUAUUACUUGGAAAAGGGAUUUGACACUUUGAAGGUCUACGAGACAGAGCUGGAAAAUGUUGAGGAAUUUGAGCACCUCUCCGACUUCUGCCACACCUUCAAACUGUUCCGGGGGAGAUCCCAGGAUUCCAACGACGACCCCUCGGUGGUCGGGGAAUUCAAGGGUUCUUUCAGGAUUUAUCCUCUUCCCGACGAUCCGCGGGUUCCGGUGCCUCCCCGGCAAUUCCAGCAGCUCCCGGCCAGAGGACUCCAGGAAUGUCUGGUCCGGGUUUACGUCAUCCGCGCCUUCGGCCUCCAGCCCAAGGAUUCCAAUGGGAAGUGUGAUCCCUACGUGAAGAUUUCCGUGGGAAAGAAAUCCAUAAAUGACCAGGAAAAUUACCUUCCCUGCACCCUGGAGCCUGUCUUUGGGAAUUUGACCUCUUCCCAAUCCAACCCAUUCCAUAAUUCCGUGGUUCUGUUUGGUUUCAGCUCCGGCCCCAACCAGUGGCGAGACCAACUCCGCCCUUCCCAGCUGCUCCACCUUUUCUCCCUGCAGCACAACUACAAAGCUCCCACCUACAAAUCCGACCGGAUCAUCUUCCGGGAUCAGGAAUACGUCCUCUCUGAGCUGGAAGAUGGAAAACCCCCAAAUCCGCACCUGGGCCCGGUGGAGGAGCGGCUGGCCCUGGCCGCGCUCUGGAAGCAGGGAUUGGUUCCGGAGCACGUGGAGACGCGGCGCCUUUACAGCCCCCUCCAGCCGGACAUCGAGCAGGGAAAGCUCCAGAUGUGGGUGGAUCUGUUUCCCAAAUCCCUGGGACAUCCCGGCCCCCCUUUCAACGUCACUCCACGCAAAGCCAAGAGGUUCUACCUGCGCUGCAUCAUCUGGAAUGCCAAGGAUGUGAUCCUGGACGACCUCAGCAUCACCGGGGAGAAGAUGAGCGACAUCUACGUCAAAGGGUGGCUGGUGGGACAUGAGGAGAACAAGCAGAAGACGGACGUCCACUACAGAUCCAUGGGAGGAGAAGGGAAUUUCAACUGGAGAUUCAUCUUUCCCUUCGAUUAUCUCCCAGCGGAGCAGAUGUGCCACGUGGCCAAGAAGGAACACUUCUGGAGCUUGGACAAGACGGAAAACAAGAUCCCACCGCAGUUGAUCCUCCAGAUCUGGGACAACGACAAGUUCUCCUUCGAUGACUAUUUGGGAUCCAUCCAGAUGGAUCUCAACAGGAUGCCCAAGCCUGCCAAGACGGCGGAAAAAUGUUCCUUGGAUCUCGUGGAUAAUUCCCUGUCCUCCGGGCGCUCCGUGUCCCUCUUCGAGCAGAAAACCGUCAAGGGCUGGUGGCCCUGUGUGGCCGAGCAGGAGCAGCAGAAGAUCCUGGCGGGCAAACUGGAGAUGACUUUGGAAAUCGUGGCGGAACAGGAGCACGAGGAGCGUCCGGCCGGGAUGGGACGGGAUGAGCCAAACAUGAACCCCAGGCUGGAGGAUCCCAAGCGUCCCGAGACCUCCUUCCUGUGGUUCACGUCCCCGUACAAGACGCUGAAGUUCAUCCUGUGGCGCCGCUACAAGUGGCUGCUGCUCCUGGCCAUCCUCCUCUUCGUCCUGCUGCUUUUCCUGGGAAUCUUCGUCUACGCCUUCCCGAACUACGCUGCCAUGAAACUGGUGAAACCUUUCAACUGAAGCUGCUCCCGUGCCUGCCUGGGAAUUUGGGGAAGGAAUUUUCCCUCUGGAAGUGGAGAAGGAACGACCUCAUCCAGGCCUCCAGCU